Molecule: messenger RNA, 2826 nt
Organism: Effrenium voratum
Lineage: Eukaryota; Dinophyceae; Suessiales; Symbiodiniaceae
Source: the annotation of a GenBank genome assembly
AUGCGCCAGCCGGACGAGUGGAAGGGCUAUGCAGUGCCGGGGGGUGGCAUCGUCACAGUUCCCCUGGACGGUCCGGUGGCGUUGGAGGAGUUUGAGCAGCUGGACCCGAAGACCAAGUACAUGUUGCUGCAGCGCGCGCAGGAGGCUUGGUUCGGGGAGUCCCGGCUGAAGGCUGCAGAGGCGAAGGACGACAUGGGCGCCUUCGUCAAUGUGCAGCUGGAGAUGUUCUUGCGACACAUUCGAACAAACAAGGAGCUGGAGAAGGUGAAGAAGAGCAUGGCCGAGCAGGUGUCCCGACCUGUGGGUGAUGAGAUCGCAGAGGGCGAGGUGUAUCGACCUCCGAGCUUCUUGCAGCAGCAGCCGCCGGAGCCGGGGGUGCCGGAGCCCGGAGCGCCCGGAGCGCCCGCAGCGCCCGGAGCGCCCGCCCGGCGGCGCAAGAAGCGGCCCAGGCAGCUGGACGGAGCUGACCCUGUGCGGCUGUCAGGCACCAUUUGCGCUGCAGAGUGGUUGGGGGAGGAGCGCGAGGAGCGAUCCCUCGAAGCCUUCCGGUCUUGCAACCUGAGAGCUGGUGCGGCUCCUUCGCAAGACGCCGAGACCGCAGAGGAUCUAUUCGGGUCCUCCUACUUCGAUGACGAACUUGUUUCAGCUGCGGCGGAUCGCUUGCCGGCCGUGCCGCAGAACACGACCUUUCCGGCGGUUUCAGCUGCGGCGGAUCGUUUGCCGGCCGAGCCGCAGAACGCAGCCUCUCCAGCGGUUUCAGCUGCGGCGGAUCGUUUGCCGGCCGAGCCGCAGAACGCAGCCUCUCCAGCGGUUUCAGCUGCGGCGGAUCGUUUGCCGGCCGAGCCGCAGAACGCAGCCUCUCCAGCGGUUUCAGCUGCAGCCGCUCCUUUGCCGGCCGAGCCGCAGAACGCGGUCUCUCCAGCGGUUUCAGCUGCAGCCGCUCCUUUGCCGGGCGAGCCGCAGAACGCGGUCUCUCCAGCGGUCUCAACGGGUGCCAAGCCACCACUAGCCGAGCAGCAGGCGGACUCUUGCAUGGAAAUCUCAGCGGGUGCCAAGCCACCACCAGCCGAGCAGCAGGCGGACUCUUGCAUGGAAAUCUCAGCGGGUGCCAAGCCACCACCAGCCGAGCAGCAGGCGGACUCUUGCAUGGAAGUCUCAGCGGGUGCCAAGCCACCACCAGCUGAGCAGCAGGUUUCAGCUGCAGCCGCUCCUUUGCCGGCCGAGCCGCAGAACGCGGUCUCUCCAGCGGUUUCAGCUGCAGCCGCUCCUUUGCCGGCCGAGCCGCAGAACGCGGUCUCUCCAGCGGUUUCAGCUGCAGCCGCUCCUUUGCCGGCCGAGCCGCAGAACGCGGUCUCUCCAGCGGUUUCAGCUGCAGCCGCUCCUUUGCCGGCCGAGCCGCAGAACGCGGUCUCUCCAGCGGUUUCAGCUGCAGCCGCUCCUUUGCCGGCCGAGCCGCAGAACGCGGUCUCUCCAGCGGUUUCAGCUGCAGCCGCUCCUUUGCCGGCCGAGCCGCAGAACGCGGUCUCUCCAGCGGCCAGGAUGGCUUCUGGGCAGGAACUGAACGUGACUCCGACGGCGUGGUGCGCGACACACUUCCAGUACCGCUGGCGCUGCCAGCAGGACGGCGUGGCACACAGCUGCGAGGUGCAGCAAGAAGCCGCUUCGGCGCGAGGGAAGGGCAAGGGCAAGGGCAAGGCCCGCGAGGAAACAUCUCUGGGAGACGAUGAGCUGGAGGAGUUGGAGUUCCAGCGCUUGGCGGCCGAAUUGGAGGACGAGCACCAGGAGCUGCGUGCUGAGGCGCGGCGUGCCAAGCGGGGCGCCGACAUCGUCACGCCGGAGAUGCAGGCGGACGUCGAAGGGCUUUUGGAAGCGCUGGGCAUUCCGUUCGUCCAUGCACCAGCGGAGGCUGAGGCUCAGUGCGCGUUCCUUGCAGAGGCACGUCUGGUCGAUGCCGUGGCUUCCGACGAUUCCGACGUGCUCGUCUUCGGAGCCCGCGAGGUUUACCGGCGGAUGUUUUCGGAGGACCACCAGGUGGAAUGCUACAGCGCAGCACGGCUGGAAACUCGCCUGGGAUUGUUGCAUGACCACAUGAUUGUUUUGGCCAUGCUGCUGGGCUGCGACUACACCCUUGGCGUGCACGGGGUGGGAAUCGUCAAUGGGCUCGAGAUUGUCCGGGCCUUCACCCCGGGUCGCAACAUGGGCAACGAGGAGUGGCUGCAGCGCCUCCAGUCCUUUCGCUCCUGGGCGCAGAACGUGGCAAACUGGGGCCAGGAGACUGCGGGGGUCCAAGACCAGGACAGCAAGGCCUUGGCAGAGUUCAAGCGCAAGCACACCAACUUCCGCACGCAGUGGUCCUUCCCCGAGGACUUCCCGAGCGCUGCUGUGAUGGAUGCAUUCCGCGUACCUGAGGUGGACCGCACCUUGGAACCCUUCAGCUGGGCAGAUGUGGACCUUCAACGGGUGACAGCGCAGCUGGUCCGCGUGGCGGAUCUCUCAGAGGAGAAGGUCAUGGAGCGACUCGAGCCGGCUUUGCGGCGGUACCAGGACACGCUGCGGCAGCCCCGUAUCACGGAGUACCUCUUGCCCGCUGCGGGGGACGUGGCGGUAGUGAGGUCCAGUCGCAUGCAGCAGGCGCUGCGCGGUUUGCGCGGGGAGUCCCCGGACAUGGACGCGGAAGAACGCGGACGAGGACGUGGACGUCGCCGUGGCCAGGCGCGGCGCGGCCGUGGUCGUGGCCGCCGGGCCCAGAAGGCCGAAGCUCCGGCAGCUUUCGCCAGCUUGCGCGGGGCAGCAAGCAUCGAGCUGGACAGUGAUGAAGACGCAUGA